CAACUUGUGUUAGUAUUUAUGCUAUAUCCCAUCAUCUUUUUAAACGCUAGCUGCAUUUCGUAUGAUGGUGUAUAGCUCAAUAAGUUUAAUAUACCUCUAACUUAUGUCAAUGCUAAUUGAUGAACUAUCGAUUGAUACAGGUUAGAAAAUUUAUUUACGUUUGCAAAAUUGACAUCAACAGAAAAUAUGGAUAGCAGCUCGGACGAAGAUAGUGUCUUAAGUAAUGAGGAUAUGAAAUCAAGAACAACAGAUCCAUUUAGUAAUUAUUCUCCAGAUGAUCCUAGUGAUCCCCAUUACUCUGAGAUAGGCAACAUAAUGUCUGCUUUUGAUAACGAUGAUAAUUAUUUAAAUCGUGAAAAAAGAUCUAGACACUCUUCUUCCUCUUCCUCUGAUGAUAAUAACGAUCAACAAUACGAUAACUUGUCAAACUAUAAAUACAAAAUGAAUGUCAGCAAACACGAUGAAAGCAUGAGCAAACAUAGAAAUAGACGCAAAAAACUGAACAGUGGAGAUGCCAUUAAUAGUAUAGAGAACGAAAAACAUACUCAAAAGACUGAGUUAGCAAACAAUAUGCUUAUCUAUGAAAGCAAAAAUAAUCUAUCUCAUACAUCAAAAGCUCAAAAUAUGAUGAAAAAAAUGGGAUACAAACCAGGAAAAGGUCUUGGAAAAGAUGACCAAGGUCGUGUAGAACCAGUAGAAGCAAUUACGCAACGAGGCCGAAGAGGAUUUGGACAUUAUGUACCAGGUCUGAAAGAAGCAAGUCUCAAAUGGAAUCCUGAAGAAGAAGAAAUAAAAGCUAUAGAAGAUAUUGAAUGGUUACCAAAUGUACAUUCUCAGACGCUCCUAGCUGAGAACAUGAUUGAUUGGAUAAAAAAGGGACCGAAAAAACUUACCAUAGAAGAUGAAAUCACGUAUUGUAAUCCAGAAAUUUUGGAACAAAUUAUCAGGUCAAAAACUGUAUUUGACAAAUUAGAUAAGGUUGAGAUGCGCAAAGCGAGAACUCGUUCAAAUCCUUAUGAAACAAUUCGCACUGCUAAUUAUUUGAAUCGUGCAGCUGUCAAAAUGGCAAAUAUCGACAGAGCAUGUAAUUUCAUGUUUACCAAACCAAAAGGUUUACGUUCCGAUGAAUUAUUGUACUUCGCCGAUGUAUGUGCCGGUCCGGGUGGUUUCAGCGAGUAUAUUCUGUCAAGAAAGAAAUGGUAUGCCAAAGGAUUUGGAUUCACUUUGAAAAACGAAAAUGACUUCACAUUGGACGAGUUCUUUGCUGGUCCAUGUGAAACCUUUCAUCCUUUUUAUGGUUCUAAAGGCAAUGGAGAUGUAUUUGAUCCACAAAAUCAAGAAGAAUUUAGAUCUUUAAUAAUGAAACAUACAUAUGGCACAGGUGUGCAUUUUAUGAUGUCAGAUGGAGGAUUCUCUGUGGAAGGUCAAGAAAACAUACAAGAGAUUUUAUCUAAGCAAUUAUAUCUGUGUCAGUGUUUGGUGGCAUUAAUGAUAGUGAGACCAGGUGGACACUUUGUGACAAAAUUGUUUGAUUUGUUCACACCUUUCAGCGUUGGACUUGUUUAUCUAAUGUAUAGAUGUUUUGAAAAUAUUUGUAUCUUCAAGCCCAAUACUUCUAGGCCAGCUAAUUCGGAACGUUAUUUAAUAUGUAAAACAAAAAAAAUCGAUACACAAGCGAUAGUUCAUCAUCUUUCUCAUGUUAAUCAUUCACUUUUAACAAAAGAUGAUAAGAAUGAUAUAAUUCAAUUAGUACCGCUCGAUGUGUUAGAAGCAGACAAGGCAUUUAUAUCAUAUUUGAGAAGCUCUAAUGACGCUCUAGGAAAGAAACAAAUAAUAGGCCUCUUAAAGAUCGCGGCUUUUUGCGAGGAUCCGAUGCUGACUGAGCCAAAACAAGCGGAUAUGCGAAAGGAAUGCCUGAAUUAUUGGAAUAUACCUGAUAAAACUCGCGUGAGGCCGCAAAUUGUUAGACCUCAAGAUAAAAUAUGGGAAAUUUUAAAGGGCUCUGAAUGUUUCUUUGGUUUUGAAGCACAGAAAUUGAAGAGCGAUAAUGUAAAAAGUAUUUUGAAUCAACCAUACAAUUGGUAUUGCAUGCCCUGUGGUUCUGGUCCUUAUGUCGAAGAAGAUAAAGCAGCAACGUUUUAUUUGGGUUUGGGAAGGAGAAAAGUGUUUCGUUACAUGAAAGGAGGCAAAUGGGAAUCGAUUGGCGAUGUAAAAAUAGAAUUACCACCUGAUACUCUUGUAUAUGCUGAAUUAGUAUAUGAAACAAAAUGGACAGGAAAAUAUUUCUCCAAGACACGUGCAUUGCAUAUUUUGGAUGCUUACAUGCUUGGUGGAGAAGAUGUUAACAAACGAUAUCUAGAUGAUAGAUAUAAAUUAACUAAGCUAUUUUGUGAUGCGUUAUGGAAACCAAUUCCAAAUGACUACGUAUGUGUGCGCGCAAAGGAGAGGUUCAUGCUAAAUCCCGAUAUAGGGAAGAACUUGCGUGUCGCGCAACGUCGUGUAAAAAUGCCCAUUGCGUUCGAGUCGCAAAAGAGUCUCUUGGAACGUGACGGCGAAAAUGAUGAGGAACCCAUAUAUUCUGCAUACAACAGCGUACUUUUCUUAAAAAGCGUCGCUCAACCUUGGUCUCGUCAUAUUAGCAAAAAAACAUACGAAUUUUAUGUCUACAAUCCGCUUACCAAAAGAGCAGAAUAUGAAAUCCGAAACAAUCUACCUAAUAGACCGUCCGAAGCCGAAGCCGAUUUUAAAGAGACAUUCGAGAAACGUAUUAUCUGGCAUUGGCCUGGUGAUAGCCUAGCAUUGAAUAUGGACACUUUAGUUGCAAUGAUAAAUUCAUCACAAAAUGUCUGAAUCAUGUGUAUUAUAUUAUUAUACAUAUCAUAAAUAAUUAUAUCAAAAAUUUUUUUAAAUUGAAUUUUUCUUAAAACAUAUUACUUUUGAUUAUAGAGAAUUUGUUAUAGUUUCAUUUAAUAAUUAAUAUCUCAAAAUUUUUUUUAAUUUAAAAUAAGAAAAUGUAUUAGAAAAUAUUUAAUAACUUAACAAAUUAUAAUCUCUCUCUUUAGAAAGAUAUAAGAAAUUUAAAAGACUGCACCUUCUAUGCAUAAUGAUAUACUUUAGUUUACAUGAUGAAGAAUCACAUAAGUAUGUGAAUCGUGUAUUAUAUUGUACAUAUAUAUUACAAAUUUAUAUGUAUGUAAUUAAUUUUUUUUAGUUUUGAUUUUUCUAGGUUAAUCACGAAAAUUAUGGGAAAUUAAAAUAAAAAAAAAUUUAGAAAAUAUUUAACAAAAAUUGGAAAACUAUAAUUUUUUUCAUAUAUGAAUAAUUUAAGACAUUGUGUCUCAUACAAUUCUAUAUAUCAUAGAUUAGUUAUAUGUAUUUUUUGAUGUUGAAACAAUUAAAAACAUAGGUAAAUAUUCUAUAUUAAUACAUUAACAAAUAAUUAUGGUCAAGUUGUAAUAACUGUUAUAAUCUGUACAUGAUCAUUGUAAAAAUAUAGUUAACAAAACACAAUAAAAAAAAAAAAAAAUAAACAAAAUAAACAAAAAUUAAUAA
Messenger RNA from Cataglyphis hispanica, 3552 nucleotides. RefSeq names its product cap-specific mRNA (nucleoside-2'-O-)-methyltransferase 1-like (gene Cmtr1). Bases 187 to 2850 code for a protein of 887 amino acids. The transcript has 4 exons. Gene Ontology annotation, biological process: 7-methylguanosine mRNA capping. Gene Ontology annotation, molecular function: methyltransferase cap1 activity; nucleic acid binding. The record is from RefSeq and is a predicted model, not a curated record. Lineage: Eukaryota; Metazoa; Arthropoda; Insecta; Hymenoptera; Formicidae. Gene Ontology annotation, cellular component: nucleus; cytoplasm.